CCCCAUUCACAACGUUUAUAUUCCAUUCACUUCUUUUUAGUUGAGUUAUUAACCCACCUGUUGCUUGUGGGGGGGUAUAGUUAGUGACAAGCGGUGUGACUGUGUGUGUUUCUAUAGAAACGGCUCCAAUACCUGCCCUCCCGUGACACCUCGGCACGGUAUGAUACACACGAGACUUCUACGGUGACCUGGGCAUAACGGGGCACGCAAACCUGACUCUCUGCAUGUGCCUUGUUCCCGUUACAUUCAGAAACAUUUGUACCAGGAAGUAUUUACCUGGAUAACAUGCACGCUGGAAGAACUCAGCUAACUUCAAAGUAGCAUAACUUUCGUUCAGGUUGGACUAUUUUAUGCGAAGUUCAAGCUGCUCAUUUGAAAAUGUGGACUGAAUGGACCUAAAAUAUCCGGUAAUGGCGUAUCGAUAAUGUCGACCGUCCUAUCCUGUAACAGAAGUGGUCAACUACGUUGAAAUUGGAUGCAUUUUGUAUUUGUGUGGGGGUAAUGAUCUAGCACAGCCUUAGAUACUUUCACCCCGAUCGUCAUGAACUCUGAAAAGCCCAGUUUUCUAUCGCAACCUGUCGUGAAGAACAUAUUCGUGUAUCGGAAUGGAGAUCCGUUUUACGAGGCUCGCCGGUUAGUGGUAAACCAAAAGAGAGUGUCCAAUUUUGAUACUUUUCUUCGAGAUGUGACCGGGGGUGUGCAGGCUCCGUUUGGAGCGGUUCGGAACAUCUAUACCCCUAGAAUGGGCCAUCGGGUGGCCUGCCUGGACCAUCUACAGAGCGGGGAACAAUAUGUCGCUGCCGGGAGAGAGAAAUUCAAGAAAUUGGAUUAUUCACAGAUAGGAUCCAGAAAGAAGAGGAUGCUCCUUACUUCUUCAGGGCAGCCGUAUCCACAGGCUAAACCGGUGCCCCAGAGUCGAAUCAUUGUAUCAGCAAGAUUCCUGAAACCCAUCAAAGAACCCUGUUCGAUUUUCGUGGUAGCGAAUGGUGAUGUGUUGACCCCAGCGUUAAGACUGCUGAUACCCCAACGGAUACUGGGCCAAUACGACAGGGUUCUGGAGAUGAUCACUGACAAAAUGGGUUUGAGAAUCCUGGGGUGUGUACGAAGCCUUUACACCUUUGAUGGAAAUCAUGUGAACGAGGGAAAGGACUUGGAGACUGGGCAGUUUUACGUGGCUGUUGGGAGAGACAAGUUUAAAAGACUUCCCUACAGUGACCUUCUGUUCACCAAACCAAGGGGAAUACGAAGGACUACAGGAUCCAAAGCUUCCUCAUUACCGCCCAUAUACACAUCUGGAAAGCAGAACAGAAACAGUUUGACGGUGAACCACAGUAAGUCUAUGUGGCGGUGCAGAGAGCCAGCAGACGCCAAGAUAUCUGCGCAUGAUACGGACCGCACGUCGUCCAUCGUCAGGCAGAUCUCCCAGCAGAGACUCAUGAUCCUCAGGAAGAGGAGGAGUGGUCUCAGUAUCUCCCUGGGAACACAGGACAACGACGGGGCGGUGCAGACUGAUGAAGGCCCUUUAGAGGAUGCAGACCUGUCUCCGCAGAGUGACCUGUCCUCUGAAGAGGUUAGACACACCCCUCUGCAGAGUGACCUGACCUCUGAAGAGGUUAGACACACCUCUCCACAGAAUGACCUGACCUCUGAAGAGGUUAGACACACCUCUCCACAGAGUGACCUGUCCUCUGAAGAGGUUAAACACACCCCUCCACAGAGUGACCUGACCUCUGAAGAGGUUAAACACACCUCUCCACAGAGUGACCUGACCUCUGAAGAGAAGCCAACAGAGGACAGUAAAUCUACUGACACAGAGGAGAGUCCAGAGGGAGAAAAAGUUGAAGAGGAGGAGACUGCAGUAGCUGAGAACUCCACCGUGGAACAAGGUGAUAACAAGGAAGAUGUUACUAAAACCACCGAGGAACAAGGUGAUAACAAGGAAGAUAUUACUAAGAGGAUUACCACAGAGGAACAAGGUGAUAACAAGGAAGAUAUUACUAAGAGGAUUACCACAGAGGAACAAGGUGAUGACAAGGAAGAUGUUACUAAAACCACCGAGGAACAAGGUGAUAACAAGGAAGAUGUUACUAAAACCACCGAGGAACACGGUGAUAACAAGGAAGAUGUUACUAAAACCACAGAGGAACAAGGUGAUAACAACGAAGAUAUUACUAAGAGGAUUACCACAGAGGAACAAGGUGAUAACAAGGAAGAUGUUACUAAAACCACCGAGGAACAAGGUGAUAACAACGAAGAUAUUACUAAGAGGAUUACCACAGAGGAACAAGGUGAUAACAAGGAAGAUGUUACUAAGAGGAUUACCACAGAGGAACAAGGUGAUAACAAGGAAGAUGUUACUAAGAGGAUUACCACAGAGGAACAAGGUGAUAACAAGGAAGAUGUUACUAAAACCACAGAGAAACAAGGUGAUAACAAGGAAGAUGUUACUAAAACCACCGAGGAACAAGGUGAUGACAACGAAGAUAUUACUAAGAGGAUUACCACAGAGGAACAAGGUGAUAACAAGGAAGAUGUUACUAAGAGGAUUACCACAGAGGAACAAGGUGAUAACAAGGAAGAUGUUACUAAGAGGAUUACCACAGAGGAACAAGGUGAUAACAAGGAAGAUAUUACUAAGAGGAUUACCACAGAGGAACAAGGUGAUAACAAGGAAGAUAUUACUAAGAGGAUUACCACAGAGGAACAAGGUGAUAACAAGGAAGAUAUUACUAAGAGGAUUACCACAGAGGAACAAGGUGAUAACAAGGAAGAUAUUACUAUAACCACAGAGGAGGACUCAGACAGUGUGGUUGGUGAGAAGAGCCUGGAGACCAAGCUACAGGGAAGUCUGGAGAACCUGGUCCUGAAGAAAUGAAGGAUGGAGAGGGGAAGGAGAGAGAGAGAGAAGGAGGAUGAGGCACCGGAUAAAGCUGAGGAGGUUGGAGAAGCAGGGGAUGACGGUCCAACUUCAACAGAUGGAAAAGAGUAGAAAGAGAAAGUGGAUAGAGGAAGACGAGAUGAAUCAUACCAUGUGGAAAAGAAAGAUGAGGAGGAAGUAGACAAGGAACCUGGAACUGAGACAUAUUUUGAGACAGAAGAGGGAGGAAGUAGAUAAGGAACCUGGAACUGAGACAGAUUCUGAGACAGAGGAGGGAGGAAGUAGAUAAGGAACCUGGAACUGAGACAGAGGAGGGAGGAAGUAGAUAAGGAACCUGGAACUGAGACAGAUUCUGAGACAGGGGAGGGAGGAAGUAGAUAAGGAACCUGGAACUGAGACAGAUUCUGAGACAGAGGAGGAAGUGAAGAAGAAGAUAGAGAGGUGAUCCUUCAGAGACAGGAGAAGAUAGAGAGGUGAUCCUUCAGAGACCGGAGAAGAUAGAGAUGUGAUCCUUCAGAGACAGGAGAAGAUAGAGAGGUGAUCCCUCAGAGACAGGAGAAGAUAGAGAGGUGAUCCUUCAGAGACAGGAGAAGAUAGAGAGGUGAUCCUUCAGAGACAGGAGAAGAUAGAGAGGUGAUCCUUCAGAGACAGGAGAAGAUAGAGAGGUGAUCCUUCAGAGACAGGAGAAGAUAGAGAGGUGAUCCUUCAGAGACCGGAGAAGAUAGAGAUGUGAUCCUUCAGAGACAGGAGAAGAUAGAGAGGUGAUCCCUCAGAGACAGGAGAAGAUAGAGAGGUGAUGCUUCAGAGACAGGAGAAGAUAGAGAGGUGAUCCCUCAGAGACAGGAGAAGAUAGAGAGGUGAUCCAUCAGAGACAGGAGAAGAUAGAGAGGUGUAGAGAGAGAAGGAUGAUGCAACUACUACUUUUUACUUUUUUAAAGAUACCAAAACAGACAAGUCUGCAAAGGAGAAAGGAGAGGGGGGGGGACAAAGAGGAGAGAAAUGGGGAGGGAGAAUCAUCAGAAUCCCAUUCCAGUGAAGAGGAAGAAACAGGGAGAGAGACCGGACACCAGGUAAAAGGUUCCAAUGAGAAGAGUCAAAGCAGCAAAGACGAGUUGGAAGUGUUGUUUAAGAAAAGCCUUAAGGGAGAAGGGUGACAAGACUAGCAUGUAGGGCACAAAGAAAAAUAUCAUUAUAAUCCACCACAACAAAACAAUAUUACAUUAUCAGGGUUCUUAAUAUGAUUUUUUUUCUUAACAAUGUGAUGCUGCUGAGCAAAGUGCCUCUCUUACGUUCUUCGAGGGGAAUAUCCUGGAUAUCGUAUGGGAUUAUAUAUGGGGUUAUAUGUGGGAUUAUAUGUGGGAUUAUAUGUGGGGUUAUAUGUGGGAUUAUAUGUGGGGUUAUAU
Messenger RNA from Oncorhynchus kisutch (coho salmon), 4281 nucleotides. Its product is annotated as doublecortin domain-containing protein 2. NCBI's taxonomy places the organism in Eukaryota, Metazoa, Chordata, Actinopteri, Salmoniformes, Salmonidae. The transcript has 9 exons. Gene Ontology annotation, biological process: regulation of cilium assembly; neuron migration; intracellular signal transduction. The record is from RefSeq and is a predicted model, not a curated record. Bases 542 to 2875 code for a protein of 777 amino acids. Gene Ontology annotation, cellular component: microtubule organizing center; axoneme; kinocilium.